Mucor mucedo is the source of this 1182-nucleotide messenger RNA. RefSeq lists its product as uncharacterized. The coding region runs from base 1 to 906 and encodes 301 amino acids. The transcript is spliced from 4 exons. The record is from RefSeq and is a predicted model, not a curated record. Lineage: Eukaryota; Fungi; Mucoromycota; Mucoromycetes; Mucorales; Mucoraceae.
AUGACUUCUAACGAGCUAUCGAAACUUUCACCAAAAGCCCUCAAAGAAUAUAUCAAUGCCUACAAUUUACCAUCGAAAAAUGCCAUUGAAAAAAGUGAUCUCCAACAGGAGCAACAAAGGCGGCAGCAACAAGAUCGAGCUCAACAACAACAAGAACAAGCUCAACGCCAGCAGGAGCAAAUCAGACGCCAACAACAACAGCAACAAAGAGACGAACAUCUUCGGAGAAUGCGAGAACAGCAACAAAGGCAAGCAUCGCCCACAACUCAAAGAACUACUACUACCACUUCAACUACUAAUUCACCUAAUAAUUCAUCACCACAACAGACGAGACCCUUAUCACCUCUAUCUAAUGACAAUUUACUAUCGCUUCAUGAUCUUGUCAAAACAAAGAUUGACCCGGCAUCGCUUUCUGUGCGUACAUUAAAAUCUAUUUUAAAAGCAAAUUAUGUCGAGCAAUCUCAUGUCAUUGAGAAAUCCGAGCUUAUAAAAUUGGUUGUACGACUAGCUGAUCAACACAGGGCGGAAAUUGAAUCUAGCAAAAGAAAUGAUGAAGGGGAUGGAGGAGGUAAUGAGGAUUUAUUAUGUCGAAUCUGUUUCGAUAAUCAGCAAAACUGUGUAUUUUUGGACUGUGGACAUAUGGUAACUUGUAUGGAUUGCGCUAAGAAGGGUAAUAAGUAUAAUGCUCCUUUAGGGAACAACCCAACCUUUUUAUUGGCUGACCUACUUUGCCUUUUUGUCACAUAUGAAAUGGAUCCAGCGAUCGAUCUUUCAACUGUUCUAGGCGGGCUUUUGAGGGGAUUUAGAACUAAAAGAUGUGCUUCUCGGUUUUAUCUUGUAUUAGGAUUUUCUAGUACAGUAGUUUUUGUUGUCGUUGUUGUCGUUUCUUUUUUUUUUUUUGCUUGAUAAGAGGAAGGAGAUAAAAUUAAAUGUUCAAAAGACAGUCCAGUAAAACGUCGUAAUGCACAACUUUAUUUCACUUUUCCCACGCAUCUCCAACUUAUUGGACCUAUUUUUUUCCACGCCUCGUUUAUCCCCACCCCUUUUUUUUCAUUCUCUUUUGUUUUUGUUUACAUUCGAGAUGAAUACUGUAUUUUUACGCCUGGCUAAAACCCAUAAUUCCUCUUUACUAUUGAAAAAAGUAUGUAUGUUAUAAGCCCCGAGAAUCCUAUUAUUAUUGAC